GAAAGGACGCUCGCGGGCCCCCAGGCUAAACCCCGCUGUAGCCUUAAAUCUCCUACCAUGGGGGAAGAACGCGGCGGCGGCAGCUGUGGGAUCACUAGGGAGCUGCAGAAGCUGAAGCAGCAGGCGAUGGAGUACUACCGGGAGAACGACGUCCCGCGCAAGCUGGAAGAGCUGCUCAACUCCACCUUCUACCUCCAGCCUGCCGACGUCUACGGACACCUGGCAAACUACUUUUCUAAACUUGCAAAGCCUCCCACCCUAUGCAAAAUAGUGGGGAAAAAUGUACUGGAUGGACUGGGGCUUCCAACCCUACAAGUGGAAAUAUUCUGCACCAUUCAAAAUUUUCCCAAGAACAUCUGCUCCGUCAUGAUCCCCACUCACUUUGAGGUCCACGAGAAUGCUUUGCCAGAGGUGGUGGAGGCAGAGGAGGUGGAAAGGGGCCUGGCAGUGAGCACGGCCAUACAGUGGGUCAAUGAGACCAUCACCGAGGAGUUGCAGGGCCUGGUGCCCUCCAACCAGGCCCAGGUGGAUCACAUGCUCAGGUUAUUCUUCGCAAAUAAAGUACAAGAAGACAAGGAGAGGAAAGAACUAGAGAGGAGCCUGGAAGAGUCAGUAGUGCCAGUACCUCCACCUGUAAUGCCACCACCACCCCCUCCGCCUCCUGCCAAAAAGAAAGGGCAGAAGCCAGGAAGGAAGGACACCAUCACAGAGAAACCUAUCCCGCCUGCAGAACCUGCUGAACCCGUGCUCUGCGGCAGUAUGGCCAUAGGAGCUGUGUCACUAGCUAUUGCCAAAACUAGCGCCAUACUGGGCAGUAUUCCUCUGUACUUGAACAUUGCAUUGCUGAAGCACAAUCAGGAACAGCCAACAACACUAACUAUGCCUUUGCUGAUGGUAUCUCUCGCCAGCUGUGGGAAGUCAUCACCUGGAAAAUUAAAUUUAAUGAAAGAAGUGAUUUGCAUUCCCCAUCCUGGAUUGACAACCAAACAAGGUGUGGAGAUGCUUCUGGAAAUUCGGAAACAAAUUAACAAAGUAAUGGAACUGCCCCCUCCUCCAAAAGUGGAGACCAAAAAAGGACAUAAUGGAAGCAAAAGAGGUCAACCACCCAUCACUAGCAAGAUGUCCCAUCUUGGUUGUUUGAUCAUUACCUGUGACACCGUAGAACAGCUGCUGCUUCUAAUACAGGGAAUCUGUGCCAACUUGGGGCUGGAACUGGGAACCAAUCUGCAUCUAGCCAUCAACUGUGCCGGCCAUGAGCUGAUAGACUAUAGCAAAGGAAAGUACGAGGUGAUGGCGGGCGUCUACAAGAGUGCCGCCGAGAUGGUUGACCUGUAUGUGGAUUUGAUCAACAAGUACCCUUACAUUAUAGCCUUAAUUGAUCCUUUCAGGAAGGAGGACGCUGAACAGUGGGACAGCAUCUAUAAUGCUCUCAGUUCCAGGUGCUACAUAAUUGCAGGAACUGCAUCCAAAAGCAUUUCUAAACUUCUAGAGCAAGGAGGCAUCGGCAGCCCCAGAUCCCAUGGACUGAUCAUAAAACAUACAAACCAAACUACUAUGUCUGACUUGGUGGAAAUAACCAACAUCAUUGACAGUAAGAAGCACCUCACCAUCCUUGGAAGUACAGAAGGAGAGUGUCUUGAUGACAGCCUUGUCGAUAUGGCCGUUGGACUUGGGGUCCGGUUUAUCAAGUUGGGGGGCCUUUCUCGUGGUGAAUGGGUGACUAAAUACAACCGCCUUCUGACUAUAGAGGAGGAACUGGUCCACGAGGGAACGCUGGGUUUCAAAGAAGAACACACUUUUUUUGACUUUAAUGAGAAUGCUGAGAAGGCCCUUGAGGCGGCUGCUGGUGCUGGUGAGCUGCUUGAGCCUCCAGAGCCCAUCUUCCCCACGGAGGUUGUAGAGGAGUUGGCCAAAAUGUGAGCCUCUUCCAGCCAGGGGCAGUAGUGCAAGGCACGGCGUGCAGUGAGUGUCGGGCUGGCAGCUGUGAAGUACAUCCCUGCACCGAGUCUGCUCUUAAGCACCACUAACGCAUGCGCUUUUUCUUUUAAUUUAGCUGUUUGGUAAUAUAUGGUGUGUUUGCCUGAAAUUUUAUCUGUGAACUUUUUUUUUUAAGCCAUCAUAUUUCCAUGGGGACACGGGAUCUUUUGUCCACUUUUCAAGAUCAUGUUCUGCUUUUAUCAGAGGCCAAUACUUGUACUGUUGAAACAAAAUAAUUAGUUUAGCUCUGGUUUCAUUCAUUUAGUUACAAUUGGAGUCACACUUUUGGGGCACACUCUUUUGUGUGACAUGUUGGCAUUCAGUCAAACACCUCAUCCUUUACCGAGCAGAACAUCUCAAAAGCAAAAACCUAAUUCAGCAAGAAGCUCUUGGUGCCGGAAGUAGGUGCCAUCUCCUGGGCUCACCUGCUCCUCAACCCCACCUGGCCUUUCUGUGGCCAACCUCAUAGGAGCACAGAGCGUCGCCUUGUUUUCAACCACCAAACAGCUUUAUCUCACUUCUCUACAAGCAAUUCCCUUUCCUCUCCUUCCUGCUUCCUCUUAAAUUUUAGUUUUCCUUAUAUAUUAUCUUUGUAAAUCUCCUUAGAUCUGUUUUAAAACAAGAAUGGGUAUAGAUUAAUAAGUACAUAAGUGAAUAAAUAAUCCUGUGGUUCUUAAA
Messenger RNA from Marmota monax (woodchuck), 2655 nucleotides. It is a transcript of the gene Eno4, whose product is annotated as enolase 4. Lineage: Eukaryota; Metazoa; Chordata; Mammalia; Rodentia; Sciuridae. The coding region runs from base 58 to 1920 and encodes 620 amino acids. The transcript is spliced from 14 exons. The record is from RefSeq and is a predicted model, not a curated record. Gene Ontology annotation, biological process: glycolytic process. Gene Ontology annotation, molecular function: magnesium ion binding; phosphopyruvate hydratase activity. Gene Ontology annotation, cellular component: phosphopyruvate hydratase complex.